Molecule: messenger RNA, 894 nt
Organism: Drechmeria coniospora
Lineage: Eukaryota; Fungi; Ascomycota; Sordariomycetes; Hypocreales; Ophiocordycipitaceae
Exons: 1
Coding region: 1-894 (297 amino acids)
Biological process (GO): response to salt stress; response to heat; protein complex oligomerization
Source: RefSeq, a predicted model, not a curated record
AUGCAUCCGUCAGACGACGUGGGAUUGGUUCCGGGCCCCUCCGAGGCCACCUGUCGUCGUCGUCGCUCCCCUCCGUCCCGCGGCGGGAAGGGGGCAUGGUCGGACGACAAUGGGGCGACGCCCUCGUGGACGAGAAGAAAAGGCUACGACUACGGAUGCGUCCAUAUAAGCCGAGCGCGUCCCGCUCGCCGACGUGGCCGACGCUGCUCCCUCCACCGUACCCUUUGUCGACCGAGCCUGCCGAUGGACUACCUGCCGGCAUCCGUCACGUCCAAGCCGAGCCUGGCGCCCGUCAUGCACCUGCUGCAGGAUCUCGACAAGUACUCCCGCCAGCUCGGCCUCCACCACGAGCACGCGCGCCACCGCGACGGCGUCCAUCACGUCUUCAUGCCCAACUUCGACAUGCGCGAGCGCCAGGAUUCCUUUGAGCUCCUCGGCGAGCUUGCCGGCGCGCGCAAGGACGAUGUGACCAUCGAGUUCACGGAGCCGCAGACGCUCGUCGUCCGGGGCCGCGUCGCCCGCGAGUACGAGCACGACCUGCCGUGCGAGGCCGGCCCGGCGCACGAGAAUGCGCCGUCUCCGGCGGAGCCGCCGACGAUGGAUGGCGGGCGGUCCGUCGGCGGCGGGGCCCCGGAAGGCCGUUCGCCCCCGCCUGGGCUCGCACCCGGCACCGGACCCAGCGCCGAGACCGAGCCGGCCAACGCCAACGGCCACGGGCACGCAAAGUACUGGAUCUCGGAGCGCAACGUCGGCGAGUUUUCCAGGACGUUUGCCUUUCCGGAGCGCGUCGAGCGCGAGGCCGUGACGGCCCGGCUUGAGGGUGGAAUCCUGCGCAUCGUCGUGCCCAAGACGAAGCCGCACCCGACGCGCCGCCAUCGCGUCGCCAUCGUCUGA